UCAUGCAAAUUUUGAAACAACAUGGACUAUAUUUGUUAAACGAUUUACAAAAGACUGAGUUUUUGUCUUUUUGACUUUUAAUAGCAGGACUAUUUAUAUAAUUUUGUCGAUAGAAGUAUUGCAAAGCUUCCCCUUCCUGUUGCAACGGAAGAAUGGAGAAGGUUCUAGUUUCUCCAAGCCUGCAAACGAUUAUCGAUCGUAAGGAGCCAUCCAGAAAGUUCUCGUCAUCUCUUAAGCAUAUAAUAUAUAAUCCCAACCCAUUAACAAAUGCCAAAUCAAAAUCAGCAAAAAUCCCAACAAAUCAAACUAAGCGAAUUCUUCUUGCAACAGUUUCAGAUAAACAUAGAAGAUGUCGAUCAUUCCAAGUUUCUUCGGUGGCCGACGAAGCAGCAUCUUCGAUCCAUUCUCACUCGACAUCUGGGACCCUUUCAAAGAUUUCCCGAUUUCAUCUUCGUCUGAUCAUGUCUCGAGAGAAACCUCCGCGUUGGUAAACACCCGUGUGGAUUGGAAGGAAACCCCAGAAGCCCAUGUGUUUAAAGCCGAUCUUCCUGGGAUCAAGAAAGAAGAAAUCAAGGUGGAGGUGGAGGACGACAGGAUACUUCAAAUCAGUGGUGAGAGAAAUGUCGAGAAAGAAGAUAAAAAGGAUACUUGGCAUCGUGUGGAACGCAGCAGUGGGAAGUUCACCAGAAGGUUCAGGUUGCCGGAGAAUGCUAAGAUGGAUCAGGUGAAAGCAGCCAUGGAAAACGGAGUGCUCACAAUUACUAUCCCCAAAGAAGAAGUGAAGAAGCCCGAUGUGAAGUCCAUUGAGAUAUCUGGUUAAAAAAAUCCACAGUCCAGGAUGUUCUAUAUGAAUUUGGUGUAAUGUGCUUUUGUGUUUGGUUCGUCCCCUAUGUAUUUGAUGAAAUGCCUGGAAGAACAAUACCUUUUUUGUAAUUUCGAUAAAGAAUAAAAUGCGCCUGUUAUCUCGUAA
Molecule: messenger RNA, 970 nt
Organism: Lactuca sativa (garden lettuce)
Lineage: Eukaryota; Viridiplantae; Streptophyta; Magnoliopsida; Asterales; Asteraceae
Product: 17.3 kDa class I heat shock protein
Source: RefSeq, a predicted model, not a curated record